This is a messenger RNA of Hypomesus transpacificus, 3092 nucleotides long. Its product is annotated as stonustoxin subunit beta-like. The coding region runs from base 766 to 1452 and encodes 228 amino acids. The transcript has 6 exons. NCBI's taxonomy places the organism in Eukaryota, Metazoa, Chordata, Actinopteri, Osmeriformes, Osmeridae. Gene Ontology annotation, molecular function: protein binding. The record is from RefSeq and is a predicted model, not a curated record.
UUGAUAAAGAUGAUGGUGAGACAGGCAAAGAAACCCAAGGGGAAAUUUCGAAUGAUGGAGGAUACAAAAAGAAGAUUUGUUGACAAGUGCUGUACUGGAUUACAUUCUGUGGAAGUAGGGCGUGAAACGGAGAUAUGAAGGACGGGGCAGCCUUGGACAGGUGGGAGCCUCACGCAGGACUGAGACACACCACGCGCGCAGCCGGGAGAACACGAAUUCACUGAAAUCCUCAAGGAAUCAUUCCUUCUGGGGUGCACAUGCCUGAGAAAUAGGGACAGUGGUGUUCUUCACGUGUUCACUCAACCACACACAUCGUCUAGAACACACACGCUAAAAAAUGGGGCACUUUGGGGCACUCUCCCAUGCAGCAAACUCAGAGGAGAGGAAUCAAAUGUGCUCGUUCACAAGUGCGUGCGGGAAUGUGUGUCACCAGCCAUAUUGUCCUACUUGGUAAACCCAGAAACAUUCAGACAGUCAGACCUCUGACAAGAAAGGAAGGAAAAGCAUCAGACAGCCUGUUCAGGACAGCUCUCCAAUGAACACCAUGCCCCCUUCAGCAGCCCCCUCACACACACACACACACACACACAUUGUCAACUUGUAUUUAACGUGCACCUGCACAUUAUCUGAGUUCCUUAACCCCCGUCCCUGCCCCACUUAAAAGGUAUAUAAGCACUCCUACACUGAGAUAACAAUACUGAUAGAGAAGAGACAAAGCCGAGAGACAAUCGCCAGAAGAGCUCCAAACUCAAGCCAAACACCAAGAUGCCCGCCACUACCAGAUGUAUGACAUCUGACACCAUGAAGUCAGAAAUGACUCCUGUCUAUGAUUCCAAUGUACCUGAGCCGUCCUGCAGAGCAGAUCUCCUGAAAUACUGGAUCAACCUCUCCCUGAAUGACAACACUGCCAAUAAGACGCUUUGGAUCUCAGAUGGCGGGACCGAGGUGUCUCGCAUGACUGAUAGCAUCUUGUGCCCGGUUCUGGACAGACCAGAGAGAUAUGAACACGCCCCACAAGUGCUUUGCAAGGAGGGCAUCAUGGGCUACAGGGCUUACUGGGAGGUGGAGUAUGCAGGAUGGGUGGUCGUCGGAGCCACCUACGAAGGAGCAGGCAGGAGGAACACCGACGGGCCCAGUGGCCUUGGAGAAAAUGAGAAGUCCUGGGGCUUGGGCUGGGCUGGGAAAUGCUACCAUGCCUGGCACAAAGGCCUUAAUGUUAAGAUUGUAAAUAACCCUCAGUCUUCUGUCAUAGGGGUGUACCUAGACCAGCCAGCUGGCGUUAUGAGUUUCUAUGCAGUGCGGGAAGGGAAGGAGGGUGAGGAGAGCGCAGAGCGGAAAGAGGUCACGCUGCUUCACAGAGUCAAGUGUUCCUUCAAAGAUAAGAUGCUUCCGGGGGUGUGGUUGGGGACGCACUCCUCCUGCUCGAUAGUGAAAAAAGACACAUCAUCUUAACGGAAGGUGUUCCAAUACUGUACGUUUGAUGUGAGCAAUUGGAUUUACAUCCAAGUACAUCCAAUUACAUCCAGUACCCAGACAAAAGGAGAUUCAGAAUCUGUCCCACUCAGAAGCUUUCACUGCCCUUCUGUUUUAAGAAACAGCAGCUAUUUUAGAGGGAAACGGAUGUUAGUUGACAACUUCUGUAUUAGUAAUUGUUAUGUAAUGUAGUAAUAUAGAAUCUGUCUUUUCUUGGACAGAGAAAUGUGCAGGAUGACUAACAAACCACUCUUAAUGUUACUAUUUAUCAUUGUUAUGAUUAUGUAUUUAUAUGACUAUUGUAUUGUAAAGGGGGUAUACUAGCAAAGAAUGAAAAAAGAAUGAAUUGAAAGUUGACUUGGAUUCAUGUUGAAUAUGUAUGAAUAUAAUAAAUAAAUAGUCAUGUAUGUAUAUUUUCCUAAGAUUUCUUGGCUUGUGCUGAAACAGAAAACCAGGAAAUGAUUGAACUUUACACUGUUAUGUUUCUUUUCAUUCAUUUUAAAAUAACAUUUUAUGAUCAGGAAUUAAGAACCUAGGUACACACAUUCAACAAAAAAUGUGACAGUGGUGUCCUGUUUAUGUGGAGAGGCAAGACCAAAGUACUGUACACAGGAACAUACAGGGGACUUGUUUGUCCAAGUACCAUAAAACCAAUUCCACAGGUCUAGGGAAUGGUCAACAUGUAUCUUUUGGUUGGCUGGGUUGCCCAUUCAUCUCUCUAAAUCCUUUAGGCACCUUCAUUCUGUUGUCAUACCACUGUCUAUACUUUCCAAUAUGACUCAAACGCAAAAGGAUUGUGUUUAUGUGAGGAUUUGAUAAAGAUAUUGACAAAGCUGCUGUCCAAGGCAAAGCCUGUUCCUCACUCCUGUCACACUGUGCUGAAUCUCUUGGUAGUAGAGAUCUCUGUUCUCUCAUCCAUCAUCUUCUCACCAACCUUUCUCUCGUUUCAUCUGUCUCACCCAGGUUUCCGUGGAGAUCAGCUUUUACACAGCUUACAAACGUUCAUGGAGUUGUUUGAAUGAAAGAAGCAUGCCGUAUUGGUACAUGCGACUGGCUUUCAUCUGGAUGAUUUGAAUCUGUUUGAAUCAAUCAUUUGAUACCUACUGCAAAGCUUCAGCAUAUUAUUUUCCACUUGCUAAAUUCAUACAGUACAUGUUUGUUAUGUUGGAAAAUUGUGGUCGUGAAGUCUUAGACAAGAAUAUUCAUGCGGUGGCCUCUCUGGUAUUUGACAGGGUAAACUGAACUGCGUUAGCCUGUCAGCAAGUGGGCUACCAUAGUUUCCUUCAGACCCGUUUUGCUGUAUGUCACAUGCAGAGAUCUAUAUAGGGAAUCUCAGUUUUCCUAUGGAAGUGCAGGUUGGAGCUAGUGACACCACUUCCUGGAAUCUUACAUGCCAUGAAUGUUGAUGUCCAAAGCUUCAUCUUCAAAAGUAAAUGUCCAACAUUAUGCACACCCCGCCCCCCACACCCCCCAACAUCAUUGACAUUGAUUGACCUUGUUCUCCCCGUCCGGUGGUCAGCAUUGAGGAAUGGCUUUUCGGAGGCAUUGUCUAGAUGGAUUGUUUCUCAUGAUAAUGCUUUGAGACAAACUUUGCUUAAUAAACUGUACAUUUGCCUUUA